CAGAUGGGAAGUGACCUAUCGAGGCCUGGAGCUCCUAGGCCAGAUGUCAGAAGAUAAGGAUCUGGACAUUCCGGGGCUUGGGAGAUUGGACCACCAGUCUGUUUGUAGCUCGGCCCCCCUCUGCCACAGGGCUUCAAACUAGGAAGUAUCUAGGAGAUGAAAAAGGAAGUAGGUGAGAGACAGAAACACAUAGGAAACUUGAGCAAGUAGAAAGUGGACACCGCAGGCUCUGUUGCAAACACCUGGAUUACAGCGGGGACCUGGAUUUGCUGGGGACACCAGCCAGAGACAGGACCAUGUGGCUGUCCCCAGUUCUGCUCCUUCUCUGCCUCUCAGGCUCUUUGUCCCUGACAGGCCCCAGCUCUGUGACGGGCACCUUGGGUGGCUCUCUGUGCGUGCAGUGUCAGUACAAGGAGGUAUACCAGAGGUAUAGCAAAUACUGGUGCCGAGGACAGUAUGACGCAACAUGUGAGAAGAUCGUGGAGACCAAGGGAGAAGAGAAAGAAGAGAGGAGUGGGCGUGUGUCCAUCAGAGACCACGCUGAUCAUCUCACCUUUAUAGUGACCAUGGAGAACCUCACUGCAGACGAUGCUGGAUCCUACUGGUGUAGAAUUCAGACAGUAUGGCUCCUGGAUGUGUGGUCAUAUGACCCUUCAUUCCACGUUAACGUGUUUGUUUCCACAGCACCAAGUAAAACCACAGGGAGGACCACAUGUCAAGCUGCACCUGCUGCCUUUCCGGGGCUGAACACCAAACAGAACCUCAGCAUGGAGGAGCCGUUGACUUGCUGCUCAGGGUCCUUGCUCAGCAGUGUCCACUUCCUGCUCCUGGUCUUCCUGAAGCUUCCCCUGUUCCUGACAUUGAUCGGCGCUGUUCUCUGGGUGAACAGGCCUCCGAGGGGCUGUGGAGGAAUUAAGCCGAAGGAAGAUAAUCCACAAUGUAGUGCACCAUUCCCAGGAAGGCCCUGUCCAGGAACGUAGCCCCUUGGACUGGACAAGAGAGACCUUCAGACUCCAGACUCCGGAGCAGGGGGAGCUGCUGUGCCUGGAUCCUGGAGGGACCCAGGUCUUCUUGGGGGUAUGGGUCCUGUGUCUUGAGGGAGAAUCCUGGUUCUCAGAGGACAUUUGCUCUGAGUCCUCAGGUGCAGGAAGGACGAGUCUCCUGGGCUCAUGCUCGGGGGGUCCUCUGUUCUCCACCCCCGAACCCCUAGCUCCUUGCCCUCAUGCCUACCUCCCAAGGGCAAGAAUUUCUUGCCACAAAAGCUUCCGGGUUCAGUGUUCCCCCAGGGCAAUAACCACCUCCUUCCUGCAGCCAGGAGGCUCCCUGGGAUGGCAGGUUGCCACAGCCACCAUGGGGCACACCGUCCUGGGAAGGACUCAGGUGGUUUUGAGUACUUGUCAAUGGCCCCCUUCCGAAAGUGUGCAGGGAGGAACACAGUCUGUCACGAGCACGCGUCCCCAGCUCCACUCAGCUCCUUGCAUCUAGACCAGCCCUCUCGUCUCCACCACGCAAAGCCAGUGAUGCCAGUUUCCAGAAAACACUCGAGCUCCUCAGUACUGCAUUUACAGGCAUGGAGGCCAUGCUCGGAACCCGAGCUCCGGCGUGGCUUCUGUUAGGGGAGGACCCCUCGUGACACCUUCCAGGAGACCUGGCACUGGUCCAGGACUC
This is a messenger RNA of Lontra canadensis (Northern American river otter), 1668 nucleotides long. RefSeq names its product CD300e molecule (gene CD300E). The record is from RefSeq and is a predicted model, not a curated record. Gene Ontology annotation, molecular function: transmembrane signaling receptor activity. Gene Ontology annotation, cellular component: plasma membrane. NCBI's taxonomy places the organism in Eukaryota, Metazoa, Chordata, Mammalia, Carnivora, Mustelidae. The coding region runs from base 297 to 980 and encodes 227 amino acids. The transcript is spliced from 5 exons.